Lycium barbarum (goji berry) is the source of this 1581-nucleotide messenger RNA. RefSeq names its product DELLA protein RGL1-like. Gene Ontology annotation, biological process: regulation of DNA-templated transcription. The coding region runs from base 1 to 1581 and encodes 526 amino acids. Gene Ontology annotation, cellular component: nucleus. Gene Ontology annotation, molecular function: DNA-binding transcription factor activity; sequence-specific DNA binding. NCBI's taxonomy places the organism in Eukaryota, Viridiplantae, Streptophyta, Magnoliopsida, Solanales, Solanaceae. The record is from RefSeq and is a predicted model, not a curated record. The transcript has a single exon.
AUGGAGGACUCCAUAGAUAUCCAGAACUUCUGUACCAAUUAUGGGUUCUAUCAAGAAUAUGCAGUCAAUCCACAAGUUCAAGAAAUGAAUAAACAACAAGAAGAAAUGAAUGUGUAUGCUGCUCAUUCUGCAGGUCAAUUAAGUCGAGGAAAAAUGAAGCUCAAUGGUCUAGAAACAGGAAGCGAUGUGGACAAGGUACCUUUUUCAUCUCUAGCUCCUUUUGAAUUUCUGAGGAACAAUCCGAGCAGGUACAAGAAUACUGAAGGACAUAAAGUUAGAGAUAUGAACGAUGAAGCCAACGUGUACCAGAAGCUCUCAACUAUGCAAAUCAUGAGGCUAGCUGGAGAAAGAUUUAUCCAAUUCUCUUCUAACAAGUUCAUUAACAUAAACAGUCUUUUGCACCCGUAUGGUUCUGCUCUCUCAGACCUUUCUCCUGAAGAUAAUCAAGACGUAGAACUUGCUCAAAUCCUCCUAGCUGCAGCUGAAAAAGUUUCUGACCAGCAAUACGACCGUGCAAGGAAAUUUCUGGGUCAAUGCCAACCACUUGCAUCAAGCACAGGUAAUCCUGUGCAAAGAGCAGUCUUUUAUUUUGCACAAGCACUUGGAGAGAAGAUCGAUAGAGAAACAGGAAGGUUAAUGCCAAAAAACUCUACAAAAGCAGAUGAACUUAACAGUAUCUGUGUGGCAUCAAGAUUCGACGCCUCAUACUUAGCGUUACAUCAAGAAGUUCCAUUCACCCAAGUGGUGCAUUUCACAGGAAUUCAAGCCAUACUAGAAAGUGUAGCAACAAAACCCAAAGUUCACCUAAUUGAUUUCCUUAUCAGAACAGGGGUACAAUGGGCAUCCUUGAUCCAAGCAGCGGCAGAGAGAAAGGAUAAGCCAAUCGAACACAUGAAGAUCACAGUAAUCGAAUCAGGAGAUAAAGAAAGAGUAUUCGAAACAGGCAAGUCUUUAGAGAGUUUUGCUAAGUCCUUGAACUUCCCUUUCUCUUUCAAGAUCAUCUUUUUACCAGAUAGGAACCAACUAACCGAAGACCACUUCGACAUAGAACCUGACGAAGGGGUAGUCAUUCACGCAGCAUUCUUUCUAAGGACAAUGAUUUGCGAACCAAACUGUCUAGAAACCGCGAUGAGAGUUGUAAAAAAACUGCAACCAUCAUUAAUGGUAGUAUCAGAAGUAGAGGCAAAUUUGAAUUCACCUCUAUUCGCGAACCGCUUCAUAGACUCGUUAUUCUAUUACAGUGCAUUAUUUGAUUGCCUGGACGAUGUAAUGAAACGGGAUGAUCAACACAGGAUGACAAUCGAAUCAGUGUCAUAUGGAGACGGGAUUCGGAACAUAGUAGGGAGUGAAGGGAAGGAAAGGGCAACAAGAAGUGUGAAUCUUGAUGUGUGGAGAUCAUUCUUAGGGAGGUUUGGAAUGGAGGAAGUAAAGCUGAGUGACACAUGUUUGUAUCAGGCUAACUUGAUUAUUCAGCAGUUUGCUUGUAGGAAUUCUUGCAGUGCGGAUGUAAAUGGAGGGUCUCUCACGGUUAGCUGGAAAGGGACCCCAAUCUAUUCCACUUCUGCUUGGAGAUUCCAUUGA